UGAUUGGGUGUCUCCUCCCAGGCCGGACGCCGCUCGUGGCGAGGGCGGGGAGGCGGAAACAGCUUGGUGGGUGCGGGGUCUGGCGCUUGGUUUUGUAGUAGCUGAGGUGAAGUACAGUCAUGGCGGUACAGCCGAAGGACACCCUGCAGCUGGAGAGCGUGGCCGAGGCCGGCUUUGUUCGCUUCUUCCAGGGCAUGCCGGAGAAGCCGACCACCACGGUGCGCCUCUUCGACCGCGGGGACUUCUACACGGUGCACGGCGAGGACGCGCUGCUGGCUGCUCGGGAGGUGUUCAAGACCCAGGGGGUGGUCAAGUACCUGGGGCCUGCAGGAACAAAGACUCUGGAGAGUGUUGUCCUUAGCAAAAUGAAUUUUGAGUCUUUUGUAAAAGGUCUUCUUCUAGUUCGUCAAUAUAGAGUUGAAGUUUACAAGAACAGAGCUGGAAAUAAAGCCUCCAAGGAGAAUGAUUGGUAUUUGGCAUUUAAGGCAUCCCCAGGCAAUCUUUCUCAAUUUGAAGACAUUCUGUUUGGAAGCAAUGACAUGUCCUCUUCCAUUGGUGCUGUGGGUGUUAGAAUGUCCACAGUGGACGGCCAGAGGCAGGUUGGCGUUGGGUAUGUGGACUCUCUUCAGAGGAAGCUUGGGCUGUGUGAGUUCCCUGACAAUGACCAGUUCUCCAAUCUUGAAGCUCUCCUCGUCCAGAUUGGUCCCAAGGAAUGUGUUUUACCAGGAGGAGAGACUGCUGGAGACAUGGGGAAACUGAGGCAGGUUAUUCAGAGAGGAGGCAUUCUGAUCUCAGAUAGAAAAAGAACAGACUUUUCCACAAAAGAUGUAUAUCAGGAUCUCAACCGGUUGUUGAAAGCCAGAAAGGGAGAACAGAUGAACAGUGCUGUCUUGCCGGAAAUGGAGAAUCAGGUUGCCGUUUCAUCAUUGUCUGCUGUCAUUAAGUUUUUAGAACUCUUAUCAGACGAUUCGAACUUUGGACAAUUUGAACUGACUACUUUUGACUUCAACCAGUAUAUGAAAUUAGAUAUUGCAGCUGUCAGAGCCCUUAACCUUUUCCAGGGUUCUGUUGAAGACACCACUGGCUCUCAGUCACUGGCUGCAUUGCUGAAUAAAUGCAAAACUCCUCAAGGACAGAGAUUGCUUAAUCAGUGGAUCAAGCAGCCUCUUAUGGAUAAGAACAGAAUAGAAGAGAGGUUAAAUUUGGUGGAAGCAUUUGUGGAAGAUGGAGAAUUGAGACAGGUUUUACAAGAAGAUUUACUUCGGCGAUUCCCAGAUCUUAACCGACUUGCCAAGAAAUUUCAGAGACAAGCAGCAAACUUGCAGAACUGCUACCAGCUCUAUCAGGGUAUAAAUCAACUCCCCGGUGUCAUCCAAGCCCUGGAAAAAUACGAAGGAAAACAUCAGUCACUGUUGUUGGCUGUUUUUGUGACUCCUCUUAUCGAACUUCGUUCUGAUUUCUCCAAGUUUCAAGAAAUGAUCGAAACAACUUUAGAUAUGGACCAGGUGGAAAACCAUGAAUUCCUUGUCAAACCCUCUUUUGAUCCUAAUCUGACUGAAUUAAGAGAAGUGAUGGAUGAUCUGGAAAAGAAGAUGCAGUCAACAUUAACGAGUGCAGCCAGAGAGCUAGGCUUGGAGCCUGGCAAGCAGAUUAAACUGGAUUCCAGCACACAAUUUGGAUAUUACUUUCGUGUCACCUGUAAGGAAGAAAAAGUCCUUCGUAACAAUAAAAACUUCAGCACAGUAGAUAUCCAGAAGAAUGGUGUUAAAUUUACCAACAGUAAAUUGACUUCUCUCAGUGAAGAAUAUACCAAAAAUAAAUCUGAGUAUGAGGAAGCCCAGAAUGCCAUUGUUAAAGAAAUCGUCAACAUUUCUUCAGGGUAUGUGGAACCUAUGCAGACGCUGAAUGACGUGCUGGCUCAGCUCGAUGCUGUCGUCAGCUUUGCUCACGUGUCAAAUGGAGCCCCUGUGCCCUACGUGCGGCCAGUCAUUUUGGAGAAAGGUCGGGGAAGGAUUAUACUGAAAGCAUCUAGACAUGCUUGUGUUGAAGUCCAGGAUGAAGUUGCGUUUAUUCCCAAUGAUGUUUGCUUUGAAAAAGAUAAACAGAUGUUCCACAUAAUUACAGGCCCCAAUAUGGGAGGCAAAUCCACGUAUAUUCGCCAAACCGGGGUGAUUGUCCUCAUGGCCCAGAUUGGGUGUUUUGUGCCGUGCGAGUCGGCGGAAGUGUCCAUUGUGGACUGCAUCCUGGCUCGGGUUGGGGCUGGUGACAGUCAGUUGAAAGGAGUGUCCACGUUCAUGGCUGAAAUGUUGGAAACCGCUUCUAUUCUCCGGUCUGCGACCAAAGACUCGCUAAUAAUCAUAGACGAAUUGGGAAGAGGAACCUCUACCUAUGAUGGGUUUGGGUUGGCAUGGGCUAUCUCUGAGUACAUCGCGUCAAAGAUUGGUGCCUUCUGCAUGUUUGCAACUCAUUUUCAUGAACUUACCGCUCUGGCCAAUCAAAUACCAACUGUUAAUAACCUACAUGUCACAGCACUAACCACCGAGGAGACCUUGACCAUGCUUUAUCAGGUGAAGAAGGGUGUCUGCGAUCAGAGCUUUGGGAUUCACGUUGCCGAGCUUGCUAAUUUCCCUCAGCAUGUAAUAGAGUGUGCUAAGCAGAAGGCCUUGGAACUGGAGGAGUUUCAGAAUAUUGGAAAAUCUCAGGAAUAUGGUGACACCGAACCACAAGCAAAGAGAUGCUAUCUGGAGAGAGAGCAAGGUGAAAAAAUUAUUCAAGAGUUUCUAUCCAAGGUGAAGCAAAUGCCCUUUACAGAAAUGUCAGAAGAAAGCAUCAGAGUGAAGUUGAAACAGUUGAAAGCUGAAGUGACAGCAAAGAAUAAUAGUUUUGUAAAUGAAAUAAUUUCACGAAUAAAGGUUACUACAUGAGAAAACUCCAGUAGGGAAAUGAAGAUCACAUUGAUAAGCUAUUGUCUGUAACACUUUUUUGUAUCGUUUUGUACUUAACCCUUUUCCAGUAAUGUUGAUGAUUGAGAACUCUGUGAUACUAGUCUAAUAAAAUAUUUAGAACAAUACUUUGCAUACAUCUUUGAGAUCUUUAUUUUGAAAACAAGAGCCGUAUUUGAGGAAAUCUAUUGAAAUAGGUUUCAACAAUAAUAACUGGUUGAAUUUGAUAAAUAAAAUCAUGUAAUUUGUGGGAUUUGA
This is a messenger RNA of Elephantulus edwardii (Cape elephant shrew), 3200 nucleotides long. It is a transcript of the gene MSH2, whose product is annotated as mutS homolog 2. Lineage: Eukaryota; Metazoa; Chordata; Mammalia; Macroscelidea; Macroscelididae. Gene Ontology annotation, biological process: mismatch repair; somatic recombination of immunoglobulin genes involved in immune response; mitotic recombination. Gene Ontology annotation, cellular component: MutSalpha complex; nucleus. Bases 120 to 2924 code for a protein of 934 amino acids. The record is from RefSeq and is a predicted model, not a curated record. The transcript has 16 exons. Gene Ontology annotation, molecular function: ATP-dependent DNA damage sensor activity; mismatched DNA binding; ATP binding.